Aphanomyces astaci is the source of this 1709-nucleotide messenger RNA. RefSeq lists its product as hypothetical. Gene Ontology annotation, molecular function: transmembrane transporter activity. Lineage: Eukaryota; Oomycota; Saprolegniomycetes; Saprolegniales; Verrucalvaceae. The record is from RefSeq and is a predicted model, not a curated record. Gene Ontology annotation, biological process: transmembrane transport. The transcript has 7 exons. Bases 18 to 1655 code for a protein of 545 amino acids.
UUCUUGAUCGACUUCAGAUGAAGCGACUGGAGCGGCGACGGACGCACAUGCUGGUGCUGGUCCUGUCCAGUCUCAUGGUGUUUGGGAGUGCUUACUGCUACGAUAACCCCAGCGCGCUCAAGAUGCAGCUCCAGCAACGCUUCCACCACCUUCCCAAAGCUCAUUACGAGUUCCUUUUCAGCUUGUCGUACACCUUGUACUCGACCCCGAACAUGGUUCUGCCCUUCUUUGGAGGCAUGCUCGUGGACAAGUUUGGCGUUCGAUCCAUGGCCCUCGCCCUUUCCUUGCUCCUCCUCGCAGGACAGAUCGUGUUCGCCGUCGGGUGCACCUUUGAGAACUUCUACCUCAUGCUGGCCGGCCGCAUGCUCUUUGGCCUCGGCGGGGAAACCAUGUGGGUCGCGCAGAGCACGUUUGUUACGCUGUGGUUUGACUCGAGCGAAUUGGCGUUUGCAUUCGGCAUCAACACGCUGUUUGCACGACUGGGCACUGUCUUGAACGAUAAGUUGAGUCCGGUAAUCGCAGACACGUAUAGCGUGACCACGGCGCUGUGGGUGGGUGUGGCGUUCUGCGUGUUUUCGUUGACCUGCACCUACGUUCUUGUGCGUGUGGACGCCGCACACACUUCUCCAGAUCCAAUCAAGGGCCCUGCUGCACCUACACCUACUACCUCGCCAUCGACCCGCCGCCCUGCUUGGCUAGCCUCGUUCAGCGCAUCCUUUUGGCUUAUUGCCAUCUCGUACGUAUCGUUCUACGCUGUGAUUGGGCCGUUCAACAACGUCGCCAGCUCAGUUUUACUCGAACGCGACUACUUCCAGCAACCGCCGCCGCUCUGCCAGCGCUGCGGCAUCGGUUACUACAACCGCUCAUUUGACUGCGACGCCGUAUCUCCACACUGCCCAAAUGUCCCUCCAUUUGCGUGGCCCCUACCAUUACUCUCCCAGAACUGCUCCAUCACGUCUCCCUUUGACCAGUUCCAGUGCUCAAAAGCCCCGCCAUACAUUCUAGACCAAGAUAUCAACUGCGACGACGUUGCGUGGAGGGAAGGCCCAUUCACCCAUCGCUACUGCGCUACGAAAUCCCAAGCGGCGGAAUCUGCGACACAGGCCAUGAGUGUGAUGCCGUUGAUCGUGGCGGUCGUGGCACCAUUGAGCGGGAGUGUCGUGGACGCCGUGGGGUUGCGGCCGAUGCUAGCUCUAGCGGCGGAAUUCCUCCUCGUUGCCGCCCAUGUUGCCCUCGCCUACACUACAGUCUCCGCGUACAAAGUACUCGCGGCCUUGGGUGUCGGCGCGUGCCUGUUCUCGUCCACCAUGUGGCCGUGUAUCCCGUAUGUCGUGGACCCGAGUGUGGUGGGCACCGCAUUUGGAGCCAUCACGGCGUUUUCGAAUUGUGGGCUGGCGAUCGUGCCGUUGGUCGUGGCGGCAGUGUUUAAUGCAUAUGAUGCAUACAUUCCGCAUGUGGAGGUCGUGUUCAUCGCGAGUGCGGCGUGGACGCUGGCUCUGGGCGUGGCUCUCAACGCCCUGGAUAUGGCGCGGGGCCACGUGCUGAAUCGGAAGGUGCUGACAGAGUGGCAUGGUGGUGGUACCCCCCGCUACUUCCCCCCACAUGAUCAAGACGAGUUGGACCAGCCGUUGCUGCUCGACCAAGAAAUAAUAUAAUGUGGAGAUGGCAUGGUAGACCCAAGUAUUAAUAUCAUAGUACUUUUGUAGCUC